CAAAAACAAAACAAGUUCGAAACCCUACGAAGAGGACUCUCUCUGUCUCUCUGGUUGACGAACGAAGCCGAAGCAGAAGCAGAAGAGGAAGAAGGAGGAAGAAGGAGGAGGAGGCGAUCAUGGCGUUCACUUCUCGCCUCUUGUCCAAGUCUCGGCAGUUAUGUGGUACUCAGACGAUUUUACUGCGGGAGCAUGCUGUCCCUGUCCGUUUCUUUGCCAAAGAAGCUGCUCCUGCUGCCCUCAAGGGAGACGAGAUGUUGAAGAAUAUCUUUCUGGAGGUCAAGAAGAAGUUUGAGACCGCCAUAGGAAUUCUGAGGAAGGAAAAAAUUACCAUUGACCCUGAAGAUCCAGCUGCAGUGGCUCAGUACGCAAAGGUCAUGAAGACAGUAAGAGAGAAGGCAGACUUGUUCUCAGAGUCGCAAAGGAUCCAGUACACUAUUCAGACACGUACGCAGGACAUACCAGAUGCUCGUACAUAUCUUUUGACCUUGAAGGAGAUUCGAAUCAAGAGAGGUCUUACUGAUGACCUUGGCGCAGAGGUAAUGAUGAUGGAUGCAUUGGAGAAAGUUGAAAAAGAAAUUAAGAAGCCCCUUAUGAGAAACGACAAGAAAGGAAUGGCUCUUCUCAUGGCAGAGUUUGAUAAGGUCAAUAAGAAGCUUGGAAUUCGAAAGGAAGAUCUGCCAAAGUAUGAGGAGCAGUUGGAACUUAAAAUUGCCAAAGCACAAUUGGAGGAUUUGAAGAAAGAUGCUCUUGAAGCUAUGGAAACUCAGAAGAAGAGGGAAGAAUUUAAGGAUGAGGAAAUGGUUGAUGUGAAGUCCUUGGAUAUCAGAAACUUCAUCUGAGACAAGAUUCUGUUCAAAUGGUUGAUCAAUUGUUGAAAGAAUGGAGAAGGAAGUUAGUUUGACAAUGCUUUUGCUUCUCCUUGUUUUCUUCAAUAAAGUAAUUGAAUGGAAAAUGCUAUCCAGUGACUUGAGAGAUUAAAUGCUGUUUUUGAUCCUUCUAUCACAUACCGUGAUGUCACUGGGAGAGAGCAUUUCUUAUUUUGUGAAUGCACUUUUAGACUUGCUGGAGGUUUUCCCUCGAGUCUGGCUUGCACUGACGACUAUAUUUGUGCUGAGUUCAUAAAUAGUGGCUCCUUGAUAUGUCAUUGUUGGUCAUAUCGGGGUGCAUGUGCACCCAUUUUCUUUGAGUUACUGGAUCUUCGGAUCAUGUCGUAUGUGCGAAACAGAAAAUAAAUAAUAAUAAUUCAAGUGCUGAGAUGCACUGUGUUCUGCCUCA
Syzygium oleosum is the source of this 1278-nucleotide messenger RNA. RefSeq names its product probable ATP synthase 24 kDa subunit, mitochondrial. Bases 120 to 842 code for a protein of 240 amino acids. Lineage: Eukaryota; Viridiplantae; Streptophyta; Magnoliopsida; Myrtales; Myrtaceae. Gene Ontology annotation, biological process: pollen development. The record is from RefSeq and is a predicted model, not a curated record. The transcript has 7 exons.